AUGGAGCUGCAGGAGGACGGCAGCGCCGAGGCCGCCGUGGCCAUCGACAUGCUGCUGAUCGUGCACCCGGAGGAGCGGCCGCCGCCGCCGCGGGCGCGGGCCGAGCCGGGCGCCAGGCUGCAGCCGCUGCAGCAGCGCCGAGCAGAAUUCCAAGGUGUCAAAAAUGGAAUCCGGAAGUGGCAGACAUCAGAAGAAAAUGACUUCCAAGAAAGCCUGGCGGAGAAGCAGCACCCUCAGCAGCCACAGGUCAUCACCGCCUAUGACAACCAAGGGACGCAGCUCACGGUGGAAGUCCACCCCUGUGAUGCCAUGCCCCAGCUCCUCAAGAAGUUUUCUUUGGCCAAACGUUUGCAAGGUGACAAAAAUGGAAACACCCGACCCCGGCAGCCUGGAGGAAAAGAUGCCCAUGCCUAUCCUUGGGACAAGUCCAGUCUCAAAUCCAUGCCUCUGGACCUCAGGAAGUUUGAAAAACUGGACACCUAUGCCUCACAGGUGACGGUCAAGAGUAGCCUGGAUGAGCUGGUGCGUGACCUGCUUCAGGAAGCGCAUAGCGAUCUAGAAAGAGUCCGCGCCAUUUGGAUAUGGAUCUGCUACCACAUAGAGUAUGACAUUGAGGCUGCUCAGGAGAAGAAUCGCCGAGCCUUCAAACCUACGAGCAUCCUGAAGACCAAGAAGACCAAUUGUGAUGGCUACGCUGGUCUCUUUGAAAGAAUGUGCAGGAUUGCUGGAGUACAAUGCAUGACGGUGGCCGGCUACUCCAAGGGCUUUGGCUACCAGAUAGGUCAGAGCUUCUCCGGGGAGUUUGACCACGCCUGGAACGCCGUGUUCCUGGAGGGGAGAUGGCACCUACUGGACCUCACCUGGGGCAGCGGCCUGGUGAACACCACCACCUCCAAAUUCACCUUCCUCUACAAUGAAUUCUACUUCCUCACCCAUCCCGCACUGUUCAUCGAGGACCAUUUCCCAGACAACAAGAACUGGCAACUACUGAAACCCCCUCAGUCCCUGAGGCAGUUUGAGAACAACAUGUAUCACAAGAGCGAGUUCUACAACAAAGGGAUGCUCAGCGCUCGCCCAGACACCUCCAUAAUCAGAACAGUGAACGGGAAGGCCACGAUCACCAUCGAGAGCUGCGCCCCGACGCUGUUCAUGUUCAUGCUCAAUGGCAAACAGGAGCACGGGCUGCUGAGCCUGAAGAAGAACGGGAUGAGGCUAGAGGUGUACCCUCCCACCACGGGCACCCACAAGCUCCAGAUCUUCGCCAAGGGUGACUCCGACAUCUACAGCUCCGUGCUUGAGUACAUCAUCAAGUGCAACUAUGUGGAUCUGGGUGUCCGGCUGCCAACCGAGCUUCACCAGCCGGUGGGCCCCAGCUGGUUCUCAGAGCAGAUGGGCAUCAUGAAACCCUCCCAUCCUGACCCCAUCAUCCAUACCAGUGACGGGCGCUGCUCCAUCAGCUUCCGCCUGGGGGAAGGGAUCAGCAUCCUGGCGUCCUUACACGGAGAUGACAGUCCCAUCACCGAGGAGACGCAGAGGCGUUACAUCUUCCAGGUGCAGAGAGAGAAGCGGACAGAGUUCAAAGUCCAGCUGCCCCACGCCGGCAAGUUCGCUUUCAAGAUCUUCGUCAAGAAGAGGAAGGAGCCGGGCAAUUAUAGCUUUGUCUUCAAUUACCUCCUGUGCUGUGCCAACACCAAGGUGAACUGGCCCGUGUUCCCUGAGAUCUUCGGCAACUGGGCGCAGGACAAUGAGCUGCUAGAGCCUCUGUCCGGCGUGCUGCCUGCCAAUCGGAACAUCCCAUUCAAACUGAAGCUGCCCGGUAUUGCCAAAGCCCUGGUGAAGGGGCGGGACACGUGGCCCUUGACCCUAAACCGCGAGGGUUACUGGGAGGGCUGCUGCAGCACAGCUGGCUGUCAGGAAAUGUACAUCAUGGUGCUGGAGAACGCCAACCACAACUUCUACUCCUACAUCCUGAAAUAUCAAGUGAACACGCAGUGAAGGACUGCACCCCACCUUCUUAAGAGGCCAGGGCCAAUCCUCUCCCAAGGAGGGUUCCAGAGAAAUACAGAGAGCCCCAAGCACUCACCUCUGAUCUGCACGAACCACUUCCAGGCCUCUGGCUUCUGUUUCCCUGUCACUGCCGCACGUGAGCUCCGGGGUGACUGUGUCCUAGGUUGUUUUAACCCCGUGCGGCCCUGGCUGAGGAGACGAGAGACAGAAAGACCCUUGGGAUGAAAACGGUGCUAUGUAAAUCCAAGGUAAUUGUGACCUGGACAUCCCCCGUGCGUGGCUGUCCCUUCUCUCGUAGUAGUGCUGUCGUGGUUGUAGGGUUGAUGGAGAGAACCCGUCCAGGCUGCCAGCUUGGUUGUGAUUCGUUCGGAGAGGAGCAUACUUCACAAGUCCCAAGUUACCAGUGAAUCAGAGAGCCCCUUCCGAAGAGCAUGCUUGUGGUUUGGUUUUGUUUUGUUUUCCUCUUCCUGGGGAUGUUGGACCUGACCGUCUUCCACUUUCCACUGUCUCUUCAUUAGCCACUGUCUGCUCUUCACAAGUUCUGCAUUUAUAAAGAAAAGAAGAAGAAGGGAUGCAGAGGAAGUUAGGUGCCCCACAGCUAGCUAGUAGGCUACAAGCUGAGCAUCUCCAUGAGUUACUGGAAAAGUGACAAG
Molecule: messenger RNA, 2660 nt
Organism: Dipodomys spectabilis (banner-tailed kangaroo rat)
Lineage: Eukaryota; Metazoa; Chordata; Mammalia; Rodentia; Heteromyidae
Gene: Ky
Product: kyphoscoliosis peptidase
Exons: 11
Coding region: 1-1995 (664 amino acids)
Source: RefSeq, a predicted model, not a curated record